CUUUUCUCCAUGUUUUCCUGCAGGAGGUCUCCAUUGCCGAUUGCAUAAAUUGCAAGGUCUUCCUCUGUACUUCUCACCGCAAUCACUCAAUCACCUCUCUCAAUCCAAUUGCAAUUGCAGUACACAACAGACUCCACCCACCGGUUAACUGUCUAUUCCACCACAACAUCCACAAUGGUUACUACUCUGACCGUCCCCGACAACUACGGCGCCGUCAUUGCCGUGGCUCUGGGUGCCAUUCCCGUCAUGGGCUUUGUUCAUGGCAACGUGGUCACCAGUCUCCGGAAACACGCCAAGGUGCCGUAUCCGCACAACUACGCGACCGUGGAGCAAUGCAAGGAGAAUCCCAAAGCCGAACAGUUCAACUGCGCUCAACGCGCCCACUCUAAUUUCCUGGAGAACGCCACCCAAGCCAUGUUCUUCACGCUCGCCGCCGGCCUGAAAUACCCGCAGCUGGCGACGGGCCUCGGCGCCGCCUGGACCUUCUUCCGCGCGCUCUUCCUCUACGGCUAUGUGUACUCGGGCAAGCCGCAGGGCAAGGGACGCUACAUCGGGUCGUGGUUCUGGCCUGUGCAAGGUAUUCUUUGGGGAUUGACUGUUUUUGGAGUGGCGAAGGAUUUGAUUUCUUGGUAGAUACUACCUAGGUUUGAUUCAGUUUUUGAUUGUAUAUUAUGCCAAGGGUACGGCGGGUGGCUGCAAGUUGUGUCAGUUUGGUUUAAAAUGAUCGUUCAAAUUGGGGUUGGUUGAUUUUUGAUACUUGAGCUGUUCAUAUAUAGAGAGCCAGUCUAUAUUCUGU
Aspergillus steynii IBT 23096 is the source of this 796-nucleotide messenger RNA. Its product is annotated as MAPEG family protein. Gene Ontology annotation, cellular component: nuclear envelope; endoplasmic reticulum; membrane. NCBI's taxonomy places the organism in Eukaryota, Fungi, Ascomycota, Eurotiomycetes, Eurotiales, Aspergillaceae. The record is from RefSeq and is a predicted model, not a curated record. Bases 175 to 633 code for a protein of 152 amino acids. The transcript is spliced from 3 exons. Gene Ontology annotation, molecular function: glutathione peroxidase activity; glutathione transferase activity.